Molecule: messenger RNA, 1886 nt
Organism: Chenopodium quinoa (quinoa)
Lineage: Eukaryota; Viridiplantae; Streptophyta; Magnoliopsida; Caryophyllales; Amaranthaceae
Product: sodium/pyruvate cotransporter BASS2, chloroplastic-like
Exons: 13
Coding region: 306-1550 (414 amino acids)
Cellular component (GO): membrane
Source: RefSeq, a predicted model, not a curated record
GAUUUUAGCAAAUCAAGGACCAGUUUCACAAGUUUCAUUAAAAUCAUAACUCUCCGAUUUUGAUAGUCCAAGUUGUAAUCUUCAGAUGACUCUUAGCCUCCUUAUUUGUGGUUCUCCAGUGUCCUCGUUAUCUCAAAAUCUCCCAUUUUAACGCUUUGCAACACUCUUUACUCCUGUUUACCCCACCAAUAAUUUCCCAACUUGGCAAAAAUAGCAUGAUACCCUAAACCUCCCUCUAAAACCCAUCAUCUUGCUUGUUUUUAUUUGGGUUUUUUCUUAUCUCUGAGAAAAUUUGAAUUAUUUCAAUGGCGUCUAUGUCAAGAUGCGUGUUAAAAGACUGUAAAUUUCAGCUUAAUGAUGCUGUUUAUUACAGACCCAAUUCUUAUUUUUCUUCAAGAAAUGUCCAAUCUCAUUUGGAUUUUAGACAUGGAUUAUCUUCACCUGAAACUCAAAUGACUUGUCUUGCUACUUCCCAAAAGAAGUCAUUGAAUCCUAUUGUUGUUCACCCUUCAAGGUGUAGGAGUUCCUUAUUUCUGUGCAAGGCAGCAACAGACUACUCUGGAGAUGUUCCCAGCAGUGUCGUAAAGGAAAUGAGUCAGUAUGAGAAGAUUAUUGAGGGUUUGACAACUUUGUUUCCUGUCUGGGUCAUACUGGGAACACUUAUUGGCAUCUAUAAACCUGCUGCGGUAACUUGGUUAGAAACAGAUCUUUUUACUCUUGGUUUGGGUUUCCUCAUGCUUUCAAUGGGAUUGACUUUAACAUUUGAUGAUUUUAAACGGUGUUUGCGGAAUCCAUGGACUGUCGGAGUUGGUUUCUUAGCACAAUAUAUGAUCAAGCCUAUGCUGGGGUUCUUAAUUGCAUUGACUUUGAAAUUGUCCGCACCUCUUGCGACUGGUCUGAUUCUUGUUUCAUGCUGCCCUGGAGGCCAGGCAUCAAAUGUUGCAACCUAUAUAUCAAAAGGAAAUGUUGCACUCUCAGUUCUUAUGACAACGUGUUCAACCAUUGGAGCUAUUAUUAUGACUCCACUUCUCACUAAGCUUCUAGCUGGCCAACUGGUCCCUGUUGAUGCAGCUGGUCUGGCUCUGAGCACUUUCCAGGUUGUCUUGGUACCGACAAUUAUUGGAGUCCUGGCGAAUGAAUUUUUCCCCAAGUUUACUGCAAAGAUCAUCACAAUAACACCUCUGAUUGGAGUGAUCCUCACUACCUUGCUUUGUGCUAGUCCUAUUGGACAAGUUGCAGGUGUCCUGAAAGCACAAGGACCGCAGCUGAUUCUGCCAGUUGCACUCUUGCAUGCUGCUGCCUUUGCAAUUGGUUACUUUGUCUCCAAAUUAUCAUUCGGUGAAUCCACUUCUCGUACUAUAUCUAUAGAAUGUGGGAUGCAGAGUUCUGCACUCGGGUUUCUGCUGGCUCAAAAACAUUUCACAAACCCACUUGUUGCUGUCCCUUCUGCUGUGAGCGUGGUUUUCAUGGCGGUCGGUGGUAGUGCUCUCGCUGUUUACUGGAGAAACAUGCCCAUUCCUGCUGAUGACAAGGAUGAUUUCAAGGAAUAGAGAAAUCUAUCUCAUUAUAAAUCAGAGGAGUCUUUUUCUUUGUCGAAAAUGGCCAAAUCUAGGAGCCAUUUUUUUCCACAUUCCAUUAAUUAUUCCGUCGAGAAUAAUGAAUUUUGUUUAGGUAAAAUUAUUUAAUUAAUAUUAGGUACUCGAAAUCGAAAUGGUGAUGUUGUUCCUUUGCUUCUUCCUCCCAUUCCCCUCAUUGCGUUUUGAGAUUUCAAAGUAGGGGGUGAAGAACAAGUUCACAACUUUCACCUCGAGAUUGAAAUUAAAUGAUAUUGGAGUACUUCUCUUGUAUUUUUGACCCAUUGCUUACAAAGUUUUGUCAAAUUCUAA